GGUAUAUAUUUUAUUCCGCAGGUGGAUGGUGGGCCAUUGGUGAGUCCCAGUGUUCUACUUUUUUUUAUUUCUCUUCUCCCCCCCUGCGAUGGAGGCAAGUUUGUCUCCGGAAACUUCGGAAAAGGAGCGAUGUGCGUUGCUGGCGUUGUCGUCAAUGUCGGAGAACCACCACCUCCACCAUCAUCAUCACCACCACCGGAACUCGCUUCAGUUUGACCCACCGGCGCUCGGGAAACUCGAGUCGCAAGACUUCAAGUACCUCAUCACCCACAGACACACGACGAUUGGCCGGAACUCGUCCAAGGGCGUCGUCGACAUCAACAUGGGCCACUCGAGUUUCGUGUCCCGACGUCACCUGGAGAUCUUUUACGAAGACUCGGAAUCCCCGCCCGCGUUUUUCCUCGUGUGCAACGGCAAGAACGGAGUUUUCGUCGACGGCAUGUUUUUGAGGAAAAGCGGGCCGAGGUUCAAGUUGCCGACUGCGUGUUGGCUCCGGUUUCCGAGCACGAGUAUUCGGAUACAGUUUACGUCUCUGGUGGCGACGACGACGACGACGUCGCUGGACUCGUCGACGGACUCUGCGUGUCUCGACGACCUCGGCGGCGGCGGCGUUGUCGGCAUUCAGGCGCCGUAUUUUAGCCCAUUGCAGAUCAGUAUUCCCGGGCCGAAGAUUUGUUCGUCGCCGGCUUCGCCGACGGGCACCAUAAGUGUGCCGAAUUCGUGUCCGGCGUCGCCGAGGAGCGGCGUGAGGAGUUUCGUGCCGGCGAGAGUGUUGUCGUUUUAUACUAGCGGGUCGGCGACGGCGGCUGUUGGUGUGCUCAAUGGCGAAAACGGUGGCGGUGGCGGAUCCGUUUCCUCGCUGGCGCCGCAAGCGACGAAUGGACAGUCGGUGUCCACCCCGCUUACAAGUCCCAAGCGGAACGAAGGGAAACCGCCGUAUUCGUAUGCACAACUGAUUGUUCAAGCGAUUGCUUCAGUACCGGAGAGACAAAUGACGCUGAGCGGGAUCUACUCGUUUAUUACCCAACACUAUCCUUACUACCGCACAGCUGAUAAGGGUUGGCAGAAUUCCAUACGGCAUAACCUCUCCUUGAAUCGGUACUUUGUAAAAGUGCCGAGGAGCCAAGAGGAACCGGGCAAAGGUUCGUUCUGGCGCGUGGACGCGGCGUCGGAAGCGAAGCUGAUAGAACAAGCGUACCGGAAACGACGGCAACGGAUGUUGCCGCCAGGCAACUACUUGAGUUCGAAAGACAAGUCCGGUGGCGCCGGCUGCUCGACUCUGUCCUCGGUGUUCUCGUCGUCGCGUUCGGCGCCGGCCUCGCCGACCCAAGGCGGCAUCAGUGGCCUAACCACGCCCAACUGCUUGUCCAGGGAGCCGUCCCCUGGCCCGAUUCACCACGCAUUCCCGUGCACCGCAGUUACCCCUGUUAUGUCUCCUAGGCGCAUUGAACUAAAUGAUGAGAGUCCUGUGGACAGAACAAAGCCAACACAGGGCAUUACUUUGCAGUACAAUGCUUUGAAUGCGGGACAUGGGCACCAAGCGUAUGUCUAUUUGGGAAGCACAACGACGUCAGGAGGGCAGGAUAUUUUGAACCCUGGUUUCCGACUGGUGCCGGUAGUGGAAGGUGUGAAAAGAGAAGCAGACAGCAGCCCGACGGUGCAACCAAAACGUAUCAAAUUCAUAAUCGACGCAGGAGGUAGUCGGCCCUCUGUGUCCUCACCGCCGUCGCCGUGUCACAAUUGACGUCCCUUCACCCCCUGGCCCUCACGCAAGAAAAAACUCCGUUCGUGUUGGAAAAGAAACAAAAACUUCUGUCUUUUUUUGUUUUUUUAACGGGCAUUGAGCGUGCCAUUGAUUCGGAUUUAUUUUUCCUUCCCCAAACCUGCCGGUUACCCAACAAUCCCUGGCGAGCAAGUACGAGGCUAUUUUGCGGAGAUCGACUGUUUCUUUUUAGUUGUUUUUGUCUUUGCGUGGACAUCCUUGCCCGUGUGGCAAUUUUUUUUUUCUCUUGGCUUGUGAUGUCGAAUCAUUUUUUUUUUUGCGAGGGGGUUUCUCGAAAUUCUUGCGGGUAAUCAAUCGGUUUCCAUCGCAAAAUAGGGAAAUGUGGUUGUGAGACAUAAAUUUCAUCCUGUUACAUGAACAAGAUUCUGAUGGAUUACAGUGAAAAUUUUUCGAAGGACCUCCAGUUUUGAAUUAACAGGAAAAACUGGAUAUUGCAAAUUCAAGUGCUGCACUUUUUUUAUAGUGAUCCGCCGGGAGUUUUCGUCCGAAUUCAAUUGCUCAAGGGGGUUCUUCGUCAUUUUCUCAGUGAAAAGGUUUAAAUGUGGGUGAACUCUUCAUAAGACAAAGCACUGGCGCAAUAAUUAACAUCCGAAAUUUUUGAAACAUGUGUGGCUGCUGUCAUUAAGUUUAAGGCUUUUUUUCUCAAGCAUUCAAAACAAAAUUUUGGGUUUUGGUAAUUGACAGACUUCCUGUGGAGUUUUGUUUUUUCAAAUGCAAACGCGCUUGACAGGAAUUUUCAAACUCAUUUUUUUCUAAUUUGUAUAAGUUUCUGGAAAGGGGAAGCAAUCUUUCAUUCAAUGGCAAUGACGGUUGGUAAGAUAUUCGCGAGAUUUUUUUGAGAAACCCCUUCGUAUUUCUACGUUUGUUAAUUGACGGAUAUAGUAUUGGGUGUUUGGCUGCAAUUCCGCCAAAAAUGAUCCGCUACCAGUCCCCUGAGAAAGAAAAAGAUUACCCUCCCCUCGCAGUGCAACAUUUCGAACGAGUUUUCUUUUUAUUCGUGGAAAAAAACUGGGAAGUAAAGGGAGCUAGUCGGGAAUGCUAAUUUUUUUUUGUUCAUGAUUAUGCUAGGGAUUUUUGAAAUUCUGUUUUCUUCUGGCGUUUCCUGUUGAAAUUCAUUCGGGUCAGUCGGAUCUCUCUUUUAUUUUUUUUCGAAAGAGGCAUUUGUUCGUUUCAGCAAACGCAGCCCGGAAUUCAGCUGCUGGUUGGAACUGCUUUUUUCAUUGUUUGUUUCUCUUUGGAACGAGACGAGUGGAUUUAAUCGAAUGUUGAAUCAAUGUUCGAAGUAACGUAAUUUUAUAAGACUUGAGAGUUUUUUUUUUUUCGCAAAAUCAAGAUGUGUUUUGGAAUCAACGGGGUUUCGAAUAUGCUUGCCAAAUCGUUUUUAAUUAGGAUGGUCAAGACUUGUGCACAAAUUUAUUAUAUGAUAAGUCUCUCUGUAGUUCAUCGAAAAUUGCUUCAUUACUGAGAUUGAAAAUUCAAGUACAGUAUUUUUUUUUAAUUACAUGCAGAACUGUAAACUGAAAGUGCAUGUGUGAGAAAGCAUAGGACACUUCAUUUCUGUGAAAGUCCGAGGUUGAUUUCACUUCGAAGAACAUUAAAUUCAGCCACGUUGAAAAAUAUGUUGACAUUUAGUAAGAGGUCCACUUUGUGCAAUAAAGUUUAGGCGUAUAGUAAUUGAGAUUGUAUGUUAAAUCUUUUCGUUUUUGAGAGGCUUGGAAAUUUAGGGAUGUCUUGGAAUCAGUGGUGUGAUGAGUUCAAACGGUAUUCACGUGGUUCAUUUGCCGAAAUUUUCAGUUCGUUGCGUAAGAUUUGGAAUCCCGUCACCAGAUUUUAUUUUGUUCUUGCAUGCGUGUGUUCUUGGCGAGAAAAAGAAAAAAAAUCGAAGAUCGUUCAGGACCUUCGCUUUCGUGAGGUACCUCUGUUGAAGUACGGUAAAGUACUGUAUACUCUUGAUAUUCGGUCGGGUUUGAUUGUUAUCAAUGUCAAGAACGUUGCAAAAAAGUAAAAAGGUUCGACUGACCCGGAUGAUCAAGUGGCGAUUGCGUGGUCGGUUUUAUUGUGAUUCCGGAGUUGACCGGUCCGCCGCGAAUUGUUUUUUUUUUUUAUUUGGCUAAGUUUUGUCGCUUUGGCCAGUGAAUCAUCUCCUCGGUUGAGCUUAUCUGCGUAGUCUGGUUUCCCGUUCGUCGGUUUUGGCCAGAAAAUCAUUUUUUUGUCAGCUAGCUGGAAAGUAGUUGCAAAAUCGCUCAGGAACUGUUUGUUUUUGCCGGAUUAAAACGAAAAACGAUUGAAGAGAAA
Molecule: messenger RNA, 4078 nt
Organism: Notodromas monacha
Lineage: Eukaryota; Metazoa; Arthropoda; Ostracoda; Podocopida; Cyprididae
Source: the annotation of a GenBank genome assembly